Messenger RNA from Motacilla alba alba, 1113 nucleotides. It is a transcript of the gene NMU, whose product is annotated as neuromedin U. Gene Ontology annotation, molecular function: neuromedin U receptor binding. The coding region runs from base 216 to 770 and encodes 184 amino acids. The record is from RefSeq and is a predicted model, not a curated record. The transcript has 10 exons. NCBI's taxonomy places the organism in Eukaryota, Metazoa, Chordata, Aves, Passeriformes, Motacillidae. Gene Ontology annotation, biological process: regulation of smooth muscle contraction.
GGCCGGGAGCCUGGCCGGCGCCGCGCCUCUGUGCCGAGCAGGGACACCGCCGCCGCAGCGGCGGGGCGGAGCGGGCUGAGUCACCAGCCGCCGGCCCGGGGGGAGCUGGAGCCCUCCCGAGCCGGGCUGCGGAGCCCCACGUGCCGGGGGAUUUAAAAAGUUGGGGCAGGGAGCUAGGACAUGCCCAGAAGAGCGGCUGGCAGAGCUCGGCGGACAUGGGACACCUGUGCCACCAUCAGCCCCCCGCGGCCACCCCCGAGCGGAGCCUGAGGAAGGGAGGAGACGGCGCGGCGCUGCCCGGGUCCCCGCUACUCCUCCUCUUCGUCCUUCUCGCUUCCUCGAUUUCUGCUGGCAAAGGUGCACCAAUGCCAUCCCAAGCACUUGAAUCAGAUGAGGAUCUGCAGCUGUUGAAAGAGAUAGAAGAUGCAUGUUCUGCUUACCUGUCCACAGAUUCUCAGCCUCAGGUAUCCAGUACACUGGAAGAACUUUGUUUUUUGAUCAUGGGAUUUCUCCAGAAACCACAGGGUUUAGAUGAGAAAGACAACACCAAAAGGUUCUUAUUUCAUUAUUCUAAGACUCAUGACUCGGGCAACUCAGACAUCAUGUCAUCUGUCCUGCAUCCUUUACUGCAACUCGUUCCUCAGCUUAAUGAGAGAAGACUGAAGAGAUACAAAUUGGACGAAGAACUUCAAGGACCUGGAAUGAUUCAAAGCAGAGGCUACUUCUUCUACAGGCCACGUAAUGGAAGAAGAUCAGUGGGUUUUCGCUAAGGAGGAUCAUAGAUUCCUGACUUAGAACUAAAACUGCAGGAAUGCUGAGUACAUGGACAUACUGUUUUCCUUACAAUAAUUAUUCGUUAUUAAUGUACAAUUAGAAAUCACUCAAAUGUAAAUAUACUUAAACCAGAUUCUGUUAAGAAGGUCUUUACUAUCUUGAUGAUAUUAAAAGCAUAUUGAAAUUAUUUGUUUCCUAGUGUUAUGAUGUUUACAACCACAUGUAAUUCUACUGUAAAAGAGUAAGUGCUUGCACACAACAGACAUUGCCUCUAACAACCCUGUUAAGCAAAUUUUUCCUUCUAAAUAAAGGCCCUCAGCCAGACAGUUGUUUUAAUGA